AAAAGAAAAAUACAAAAUAACAUACUAAAAGGCAGAAAAACAUAAAAAUAAAAUAAGAAACAAAGAAAAAUUUUUCGAACAAAAAUAAUAUUAUUGAAUCUCUUGACUGAAUAAUAGUUGGAAUAUUGUUAGUUGACUUCGAUAGCUUGAUGAGUUUACACGUGAAAAUAAAAUAUUUCUGUCACCUCUCGGUUUUUACUUUUUUUUUUUGAAAUAAAAUACAAAAAAAAUAUAUAAUAUAUAUUUACAUAUAUUAAUCACAAUAUACAAAAAAAAAAAAAAAAAUAUUUAUGAAUUAUUUUUUAUUUUCCAUAAAUUAAAAUAAUUAAUUAUAUAUAUGCGUAUACGGUGUAUGUAUAAAAAAAAAAUAAUUUAAAACGAAAAUAAAUUAAUUUCGGGGGAAAAAUGCAUUAUAAAAAAUUAAUAAUUAAUUAAUAAAAAAUAACCAGAAGUUAUAAACAAGAGUCAGUUGUUUAAUGUACAAAAUAUUUGCAAUGAAUAAAUGCAGUAAACAGUGUAUACAAACUUUAAAAGAAACGUAAUUAAUAAAAAUAGUGUUUGAAAUUAAUAUUACAUAAAUACAAACAAAAGGUAUACGAUAUUUAAUUUUUAAUAGUAAUAAAAUAAUUUCUAAUGGUAAUACUUACUACAUUUAUGUUGAAUUCUUGAUUAAAAUAUUAAUUUAAAGGUCAGUUCCAAAAAAAAAAAAAUUUUUUUCUUGCUAUUUGUCGAUUGAAAUAUUAAAAUAACUUUAAAUCUCAAAACUAGUCAAAGAAAAAUUCGUUGACUUAAUCAAAAACACUAGAACAUUAGAAAAAAAAUAAUCUUUUUGUGAUAUAAACGUUAUUUGCUCAAAUAAAUCUAAAAAAAAUAAACUAAAUAGCAAAGGUUUUUGCUUUAAAAAUUUUUAGUAACAAAAUUUUUAAUAAUAAUAAAAAAAAAUAUCUUUUUCGUAAACCGCAAUAAAGUGCGGCAAAAAACAGAAACUGAAUUUGGUAAAAUAUUUGCACACAAAAUUAAUAACAAAAACUUUAAAAACUUUAAAAAUUUCGACAUUUCAAAAAGAAAGUUUAAAUAAAAAAAUUUAAUGUAUGUGUGACAUAAUAAAAUUAAUAUUAUAAACAUUAGAAUAAUUUUAUAAAAGCAAAAUCAAAUAAAUAUUAUUAAAAAAAAUUGUAAUAUAAGAUUUCAAUCUGGUUCUCAAACUCGGUAAACUGAGCCCCAAUUUGGAGCCCUACCCCGCCAGCGUGGACGGGCUGAAUAGCCCUAGAGCGGUGGGGAUGGCCGCCACAUAUAUGACGCCUACAUCGGGCGAAUUAGAUAUGGCCUUAGGCGGUGGCGGAUAUCAUACAUCUUCACCCCGCAGUGCAACAGAUGCUGGUGAAAUGAAAUAUAUGCAACAUCAUCAUCAUCAUACACAUUCACAUCAUCAUCAGUUGCCAUCAUCACCAUCACCAAAUACUGGUGCUGGUGCAACAACAUUAAGUAGUGUUACAAGCGGUUUAACGAGUGUUGGAUCAGCAGGAUCAAAUCCAUGGACGGCAUUACAUCCAGCUGCAACUGAUCCAUGGUCAUUACAAACACAUCAUACCCAUCACCAUCCGGCAGAUGUUAAACAAGAAAUGUCAGCACAUUUAUCACAACAAAGUAGGGCACAACAAGGUAUGGCAUCACCACAUGCAUGGCAUGCACCAGUACAUGCGACACAUUAUGGCCCGACGGGUGGUUCACCGUUACAAUAUCAUCAUGCAAUGAACGGUAUGUUACAUCCAGCAGCACAUCAUCCACAUCACCAAGGUGUUGCACCAUUACAUCAUGCGUUACGUGGUGCAGAAUCACCUCAGUUACAUAUUCAUCCACAUCAUUUACAAGGGGAUCGUGAUGUUAGUGCCGGUGAAGAAGACACACCAACUUCAGAUGAUUUAGAAGCAUUUGCAAAACAAUUUAAACAACGUCGAAUAAAAUUAGGUUUUACACAAGCGGAUGUUGGUUUAGCUUUAGGUACAUUAUACGGUAACGUUUUCUCACAGACAACGAUAUGCCGAUUUGAGGCUUUACAAUUAAGUUUUAAAAAUAUGUGCAAAUUAAAACCACUUUUACAAAAAUGGCUAGAAGAGGCUGACUCAACGACCGGUUCACCUACAUCGAUUGAUAAAAUUGCCGCACAAGGAAGAAAACGAAAGAAACGUACUAGUAUAGAAGUUUCAGUUAAAGGUGCACUUGAACAACAUUUUCAUAAACAACCAAAGCCAUCGGCACAAGAGAUUUCAUCGUUAGCUGAUUCAUUACAAUUAGAAAAAGAAGUAGUAAGAGUGUGGUUUUGUAAUAGAAGGCAAAAAGAAAAACGUAUGACACCACCAAAUACAAUGGGCGGCGACAUGAUGGAUGGCAUGCCACCAACACAUUUAGGUCAUCACGGUUAUCAUCAUCAUGAUAUGCAUGGUAGUCCAAUGGGUACACAUAGUCAUAGUCAUAGUCCACCAAUGUUAAGUCCAACAAAUAUGCAAAGUGCUGGGGGUCACCAGCUGACGGCCCACUAGCAAUCAGAAAUCCAGGAGUCCAACUCCGCUGUUAAUGCAUCGAAUGCGACAACGAUACAGUCAACGGUGUCUUCAUAUAGUCAACAUCAACAUCAACAGCAGCAGCAACAACAACAGCAGCAGCAGCAAUUAAAUCAACAACAAUCAACGACACCAUCAUCUUCAGGUUCAUCAACAAUGACAACAAAUGUUUUAUCACCGAAUAGUCCCUUAGGAAAUCAUAAUAAUAAUAAUAAUUCAACCCAUAAUAAUAAUAAUGAUAACGACCAUUUAUCUCAAGUAACUAAAACGAAUGCAUCAUUAGCUGCGGCAAUGUAUUUAGAUCCAAUGCGAUAUCAACAACAUCCGCAUUUAACAUCACAUCAUCAUCCGCAUCUAUUCCAUACCAGUGAGCAUCAAUUAAAUUUAAAUCAUCAUCAGCAAUUGCAACAGCAACAACAACAGUUGCAACAACAUCAUCAGCAUUCACCGUUAUCACCGUUAUCACCAGCAUCACCGUUGUCAUUAAAUUUGAACCCACACGUUGUCCAUCAUCAUCAUUUAAAUCAUCAACAACAUCAUCAUCAGCAGCAACAGCAACAGCAACAACUUCAUGCCAGAAGAUUGUUUCAUGAGUGGACCCUGCAAUUUGGCGCAGCAGCCGCCACCGGAGCACCACCUGGUGUCCGUCAUUUUAACACAUUCGGAGGCGAUUAUAGUAAUCGUAAUGAAUAACAAAAUCUGUGUAAAAAUCAAAAUAAUUGGGUUUUUUAAUAUUAAAAGUACAAAAAAAAAAAAAAAAAAACGAAAAACAAACAACAAGUCAAAAUAUUUUCAGUUUGCGAAAAAUACACGCAUUGCCGUCGAUAUAUUUUGUAAAUUUGUGCAAAUAUUUUUUAAAAAUAGAAAAUUUAUACAUACCUAUGAGAUUUUAUGUGUAGUUAUAAAGCUAGAGAAUAUUUUAUUAAAUUUGAAUUUUAGCUACAAAUUCAAAAUAAUUUCCUUGUUUAAGUUUGGUUACAAAGUUUUCAUAAACCAUUGCUAUAAAUGUAAAGUUUAUGAGUAGAAAAAUUAUCAAGCAUUGAGAAUUGCUAUAUUUUGGAGGGUUUUCAGAGUUUUAUUAUUAAAUUAUUGAACAAGACUUAAUGCUCCAGGUUUAUAAAUUCUCCCAAAUUUCUGAUUUAUUUAUUUUAAUUUAUUAUAGAAAAUCAGAAUCGUCUCCUUUCGCUUUAUUUCCACUUAAAACUUUAAAAUAAACAUCGAAAUUAUCUAUUGAAACCGAAUUAUUAAUUAAUAUAGCCUUUAUUUAUAAAUGUUAUAUGUUAAUUUGGGUCUACAUAUUUUUCAUUUAAUUGCACUUAAAUAUACGAUAUUUAAAGUAUACGAUUUAGAUAUACUAAAUACAAAUUUUAUGUAACUAUAAAACAAAAUGAAUUUAAACGGCAAAAAUUAUAAUAUUUUUAAUCAUUUACACAAUUUUACAUUUAAUAGCUGAAAAUUAAUAAUAUCGCGUCUUAUAUACCAGUUACAUUCCAAUCGCGAACAAGUAC
Messenger RNA from Condylostylus longicornis, 4069 nucleotides. RefSeq names its product POU domain protein CF1A (gene vvl). The record is from RefSeq and is a predicted model, not a curated record. The coding region runs from base 1281 to 2540 and encodes 419 amino acids. The transcript has 2 exons. Lineage: Eukaryota; Metazoa; Arthropoda; Insecta; Diptera; Dolichopodidae. Gene Ontology annotation, molecular function: RNA polymerase II cis-regulatory region sequence-specific DNA binding; DNA-binding transcription factor activity, RNA polymerase II-specific. Gene Ontology annotation, biological process: regulation of transcription by RNA polymerase II; brain development. Gene Ontology annotation, cellular component: nucleus.